This is a messenger RNA of Cervus elaphus (red deer), 1932 nucleotides long. RefSeq names its product zinc finger protein 232 (gene ZNF232). The transcript is spliced from 5 exons. Lineage: Eukaryota; Metazoa; Chordata; Mammalia; Artiodactyla; Cervidae. The record is from RefSeq and is a predicted model, not a curated record. Gene Ontology annotation, molecular function: DNA-binding transcription factor activity, RNA polymerase II-specific; RNA polymerase II cis-regulatory region sequence-specific DNA binding. Gene Ontology annotation, biological process: regulation of transcription by RNA polymerase II.
ACUUUUUUGAAAAAAAGAAGAGUAGAAGACUAGCCCACCAGAUUUUAAAACAUAGUUAAAAGCUCACUAUAACAGUUUAUUAUCAAAGCAGAUAGAAACAGGUAACAAACAGAAUGUACUUAAAAUACAUAACCAAGUACAUAUGUGAAUUUAGUUAAUGAUAAAGACAGUAUUUAAAAUCAGUGAGGAAAAGGAGGGUAAUCCAUUAAAUUGGACUCAGAGAGGUUAGGUAAUUUGCCCAAAGUCAAACACCCAUAAGUGGUAAGUCAACGAUUCUCCCUGAUUUUCUAAUUAUCUUUCUCACUCAGAACUCGACCUGUUAAACAUUUCGCUAACCUUUUUUUAAAUCUCCGUACUGCCAAGGCUUUUUUGUUUUUUUCUGCCAAGCCUUUGACAGGGCAAUGCAAACAGAAGGCAUCAAUGAAUCAGACCACAAAGGCACGCAGGGAGAAAAAGAUUAAAAAUUAGAACAGAAGUGUGGUUUUCUGAUGAGAUCACCCACCCAGACCUACAGGCCGAAGGCAGGCCCGUGGGCAAGUCUAGGACCCCCGGAGGACUUGCGUCUCGGUGGUGGCCUUGCUCGUGUAACGCGGCGCCAGCAGGUGCACCAACCUGCUCGGCGCAGGACCCUCAGGAUUCUACUAGCGCGAGACCGAGCGGACGACACCGAGCCUGCGCAGGGGACCCCAGAGCCGGUGGGAGGUGGCCUGGGGGCGCGCCCGCGGAUUAGCCGGCACAGCCGGGUCGGCGGCGGGAAAGUGAAUGACAGCGUGCCAGAGCACGCCGGAAGUGAUCGGCCACCGCUGACGCGGUGUCCGGGGUGGUGGCCCCGCGCCCAAGGGAGGAAUGCGGGCUGAGCACUGGUGGCCGUGGAGGGGGCCCCGGUCAAGCGAGAGGCUAGGGGUGGCCUGGAGAUUUUCCUCCUGGGUUCCUGACCUGCUGAUCCAUUGGCUUCUCAGAAGUUUCCUCCUGGAUGCCUCACAGGUUUAUUUCACUAUGCUUUUAAAGUUUCUUAAGGCAUAUCUGCAGUUUCCAUCAAACGUUGCAGAAGAUGAUGCAGAGACCAAGGACAAAGGGUCAUUGCCACAACCACCCAUUACUGAAGAGGAAUCACGGGUGCUCAGAGAAAAACUCGCCACCAGCACCACUACCUUUGAAGCUGCCUCUGAAGGUGAGGGCCCUUUAGAGCAGCAGCAGAGAAAUCUUAAAAGGGAGAGACUGAGGGAAUCCCCUACUCAGGGGAAAAGCUUCAGACAGAUGAUUGUAACCCAUAAGAUAACUCCCACAGGGAAGAAAGACCAUAAAUGCAGUGAAUGUGGUAAAGCCUUCAUUUAUAACUCACAUCUUAUCAUCCACCAGAGAAUUCAUUCUGGAGAGAAAAUCUAUAAGUACAGUGACUGUGGGGAAAUGUUCAACCAGAGUUCAAACCUCAUUCAGCAUCAGAGAAUUCAUACAGGAGAGAAACCCUACAAGUGCUAUGCCUGUGGGAAGUCCUUCAGGUGGAGUGCUCAUCUUGUUCAGCAUCAGAGGAUUCAUUUGGGGGAGAAGCCCAACAAGUGUAAUGAGUGUGGGAAAGCCUUCAGUCAAAGCUCCUGUCUAAGUCAGCGUCUGAGUAUCCACAGUGGCUAGAAACCUGUCAUCUGUAAAGAAUGUGGGAAAGCCUACAGAUGGAGUCCCAAGCUUAUCAGACACCAAAGGGUUCAUGCCAGAGAAGAGCCUUCCACAUGGCAGUCCAUGUGGGUCACCAGCAAAAAGGCAGCUCGGGCGUCGGCCAAUCAGCGCGGCGUGCCUCCCGCCCUGCCCGCCAGGUGGCGCACGGAGGAGGGUUGCCCGGCUUCCGAGCGCGGCCCCAGCUGCAAGGCUCGCGCCCUGACUCGACGCAGCUCCUUCCUCUUGAUCCCGGAGGCAGUGGCGGUCGAGCGCCUUCGAUGA